Messenger RNA from Ceratotherium simum simum (southern white rhinoceros), 6129 nucleotides. It is a transcript of the gene C7H11orf87, whose product is annotated as chromosome 7 C11orf87 homolog. NCBI's taxonomy places the organism in Eukaryota, Metazoa, Chordata, Mammalia, Perissodactyla, Rhinocerotidae. The record is from RefSeq and is a predicted model, not a curated record.
GAAUUGGGCAGCCAAAGAACUAAAGCUUCAGCCCUCCUUCCUAAGCAUAGGAGGGCAGAAGGUGGGUUGCUCACAGGGUGGGGGUGAGGAUUGCUCUUCAUAGCCCCUGGGCAGGGAACUGGGAACGUAGCAGAGGCUCGCUCUGCCAGGACGAAGUGUUGGGGUAUGAGGGUGAGGUGGGGGCCUGAGGGGUGGCUUGGAGCCCUGGCGGUGGCUGUCUGACGUCACCGGCCUCUCUGGCAAUAGGCUGCGAGCUGAGCUCCCCAAAGCGGCAGCGGCGGCGGCGGCGGCGGCGGCAGCAGCACGGCUUGGUCUCUGGCCCCUUCACUCCGCGCCUUCUGCAGCCGCCACUGCAGCCGCGCGGCGGGGGUUCCCUCCCUGCAGCCAGCUGGCGGCCCCAGCCUGGUGCCUUGGCAAAGGAAAAGGGCGCGCCGACACGCGUUCGAGGCGGGGCCGGAGAGGAUCUCCUGGGCACCGCUCGCUCCUUGGCCGGCUUGCUUGCCCGCAGUUGCUCCCUCAGUCCUUCGCUCGCGCGCAUCCCCUCCCACACCAGAGAGUAGUUUUGGGUGGCGUGGGCUCUGUCCUCUUCUUGGCUGGUGGGAACGGUGUGCCCAAAAGAGGAAGUCUGGUGGGCCCGGCCCCUCCCAGCCCAGCGCCGAUGAGUGCCAGGGCGCCCAAGGAGCUGAGGCUGGCCCUGCCGCCGUGUCUCCUCAACCGGACCUUUGCUUCCCUCAACGCCAGCGGCAGCGGCAACGCGAGUGCCCGUAGCCCCGGCGCAGGCGGCGGCGGCGGCACCUGCAUCACGCAGGUGGGACAGCAGCUCUUCCAGUCCUUCUCCUCCACGCUGGUGCUGAUUGUCCUGGUCACCCUCAUCUUCUGCCUCAUCGUGCUGUCCCUCUCCACCUUCCACAUCCACAAGCGUCGGAUGAAGAAGCGGAAGAUGCAGAGGGCUCAGGAGGAAUACGAGCGAGAUCACUGCAGCGGCAACCGCGGCGGCAGGGGGCUGCCUCCGGCGGGCAGCCAGGCCCCAACCCACGCAAAAGAAACCCGUCUGGAGAGGCAGCCCCAGGACUCUGCCUUCUGCGCUCCCUCCAACUCCUCCUCCUCCUUCUCUUCGUCCCCUGGCCUCCCAUGCCAGGGUCCCUGUGCUCCUGCGCCUCCACCACCGGCCCCCAGUCCGCAAGGAGCACACGAAGCCUCCUCCUGUUUGGACACAGCUGGCGAGGGCCUUUUGCAAACGGUGGUACUGUCCUGAUUGUCUAGCCCCUCACUCUUCCCCUUCCUCGUUUCCAGCAUCUUUGCCGUCCUCACUUCCCCCCCGCCCCCGUCCUUCCUCUCCCACUUUCCUCUGGCCUCUCUUUCCUCUUCCUUCUUUCCUUAACUACCCUCCCCUUACUCUGUUUCUCCUCCGCCGAGGCACUGUGCGGUAUUUGUAAAUAUUGGGCGAGGAAAGUCUCGGAAGAAGAAAUAACGCUGAUAACAGUACUUUAUUAUUAAUAUUUAUAGUAAUUAUUAUUAUACUAAUAACACAAUCCAAGCGCAUGACAAAUCACAUAAUUUCUCAUUGUCAAUGAAGGAUUCGUCUUCCCUCUCCACCCUGCGCCCCCCACAAUAAGGAGGAGAAACAGCACAAACUACCAAAUAUAUAAAAGGCAUUGACCCCCGGAGCAAAGGGAGUGGAGGGGGCCCAGUGUGUUGUACAUAGCUGUCAAGUUAAGGUUCAGUUACCUUCGUUCCCCUCCACCCUCCAAGCUUUCACUUUUCCUUCCCUCCCUUCCCCAUUCCCAACCUCAGCCAGGCUCAGACAAUAGUAUAUUAUAAAGAAAACGUCUACAUGAAGCGCCAGAACUACAAGAGGCCACAGAGACAGUCCCAGAAAAACGUUUAUGACAGGUACCACCCUCCAGUCAGCCCUCUUCUUACCCCUUGGUUAACCAGUCCCUUUUUCAGGACCAGGCAUUUUAAUUUACUUUUAGAAAUGUCCCUCGCUGGCCGAGCAUAAGUAUAUUAAAAAUCUUUAAAUGAAUUUUUUUUUUUUAAACAAUCUACUGCUUUAACUUCCUGCCCCGCCCCCACCUGUACGCAUUUUCAGGAUUCAGACAGGAUCGGGGAGCUGUCCAGCCAGAUCUGGUGCUGAAAUUGCCUCCCGAACUGGUUACUUUCUUUGGUUGUGCAGGCGGAGGAGGGGCUGUUUUGGAAAGUGACUAUUCUGGCUUUUUGUUGGUUUCUUUCUUCUUUUCCUACAAUCGGGUUUGCGUGUACUAUUGGUUUUCUUAUUAUUAAACAUUGCAUAAGUUACCCUUUUUUGUAAAAAAAAAAAAGUAGUAUUAGGUGAUGUGCAGUACUGAAAGUGCAGUAUCUAACCAACCAGAAUGUUUCUGUUUAAUUUUUGGAACAAGUACACCUUGUUAUAUAUUUACUAUAUUGGUACCAAAUACAGAAGCAAACUAUAGUUCUGUACUACAUCCUCCAAACUGUAUAUUCUUGUUCUUAAUUUCCAGCUGUUGAUAUAAUGGUUACCACUGGAUGAGGAAUUCAGUGGUGCAGGCCUGGCUUCUGCUGUUUCCAGAAGUGUUCUUUUGUACCUUACUCUGUAGUAGACUGUUAUAAAAAGAUGACACAUGUUUUCUUUUUUCUUUUGCAAAUAACAGAAACAACCACAAUAGAAAACAAACAAAUAAUGGAUGUGCAGGAAUGCCAUCUAUUAAAACAUGGUUAAUAUUUAAACAGUGCCUGUAGUCCUCCCUGCAUGCAGUUACCACCUGGAGGCAGUGGUGUGUGUGCUUGCUUGUACUGUAUGCGUUUGGGAUGAGACUGGUGGGGAUGUUGGGCAAUUUGGAUGACAGGACAUGCAAAUUUCAAGAGAAGUUAAAUGCAGUGACUACUUGUAGGACAAAAAUGUUUGCAGCUUGUUUAGUUAGAAAUCUGAGAUGCAGCAAAGGAAAGGCUCUCUUUCUCUUUCUGAGUCUGGCUUGCCUAACUUCACUGAAUAAAUGAAGAAAGAUUGAUAAAAGAGAAAGUGAGAGAAGAAGAUCAAUAAUUUUCUUCUCUCUUCUAAUGCCACACAAGGCCAUCUAUGUUAGAAAUGGAGUCCACCUGUGGUUAUUUACCACUUUGUUUCCCUUGGAUUGAUGAUAAAGGGGCCAGAGCAUAUUAUAAUCUUAAUUAUAUGCAGUGACAUCCUUUCUUAGGAACCAAUUCUUUGACAGCUGUUCAAACGUUUGGAAAAUGUAUGAAUAAGAAUGUUCUUAACAAAGCUCACCCAAAAGAGUUCUUACUAACCUGCAGGGUGUAAGGCGACAGUGCCCCUAAGUGCAUCCCUCUCCCAAGUAACCAAUAGUUCUCUCUUCUCUAUCUUGGUUCCAAGAGUAUGUGCUCUUAUCCAGAGGAAAUAUUACCUCUGAGGUUUUAGGUCAUCUCUUAAAUUGCCCAAGCUCAGUCUGCAUCUUUUAUAAAAAUAACUUAAUAAGCUUAAUUUUAAUCACCCAUUAGAUAUUCACUCAAGUCCUUUCCUGAAGCACAGAGGGUCAUCAUUUAAGCAUGCCGUGUUGUAAUAUUAGGAAGACCAGGUAUAAUCUUUGGGUACAAUAUAUUAAACAAUGAACCAGAUUCUCUCCAGUGCCUUAGUCACUUCCUAGUAAUAUGUAAAAGAGUGCAUUAGCUCCCUCAGGCCGCUAGGGAAUCCUUUAGUGCACCAGACCUCUACGUUGUACAUCAGAAUGACUAAGGCACUGUGAAGAAGAAAAUCCAUUAAUUUUUGUAGCUCACCCUCAUCCAGCUGUAGCUCUUUAAUACCUUAUUACAGAAUGACUUUUGGACUUGAAAUUUGAACAGAAUCAGGGACUCAGAAGGGAGCUUCCUCAUUUCCAAUGAGCUCCACUAAGUACGUGGAUAUUACUUUCUCUUCCUUAUUUGGUGCACUUUUUACAGUGAAUAAUUUCCCAUUUUAUUAAAGCAAUAAGAUGUUCUGUUGUGAGCAGUGCUGGAUGAUGAUUCCAUUUCCUUGGUGCUGAAGCUACUCAUACAUUCUUGCCUUAUGAAUCAUAGUGCAUUCAAGGCAUGCAAUAAUACUCCCCUUCCAAGGAGCAGCCUGUACACUGUAGGGGGUAAUUAUGAAAUUGUCCUAUAUAAUUUUUCCCCAAAGGAAUAGAAGAAACAGGAGAAACAAAAAGCAUUAUGAAUAUUGUUUUAAAAAAAGAUCUUGAUACCUCUAAACAUGGGCACACAUCCAUAAUAUGCUCUUAUUGUGCACCUUUAACUAUGUAUGCCUUUCUCUAUUAAUUGACUAUGGUUUAAUAUUUUUAUAGUGCUCUGUGUAAAGAUGAUAUGGUUUGUGAGUCAAAUUUCAUGCUGAGUUUAUUAUACUCAGAACCCUAAGCUUCCGUUGGUAUCACUUGAGAUUUUUUAUAAGAUAGAGAAUUACAAAAAUUCUAGUAACGCCAGUCCUCACACCAAAUUAUUGCAAUAAGCACAUAUCCAAGCAAUUUGCACAGACCCUGUUUAAAGCAUUGCUUUUUAUAGAGCUCUAUUGACAGUCUUAGGAGUCUGGGAUGCUACCAACAGGGCAUUUUGGAUUUCAUUUAUAUGAAACAAAAGGCAAUCUGGAAAUAGCUAAAUUUAUUUUAAGGAUUUUAUUCACUGAUGUCCCGUCAAACUAAUUGCUUCAAAUCCCUAUAGCUACAGUUCAACUUCUGCACUUGCUAUUCAGUAUUAAUAAGGUGGCAUGUUUGAUUCUUAUUGUUUUUUAAAAUGAGAAAAUUGGAGAGAGAAUACCAUUAUGUCAACUGUAUGGGACUCUGAAUCUUAAAGAUGUAGAUGGAUAUAAUCUUCUUUAGAAUUUAUAUACACCCAUAGAUGUGUAUUUAUAUAUGCAUACAUUUUGUACAAAUUUACAAUGGACUUUUUGUAUUCUCUUUUCUGUCAUUACAAGAAUGAGAUGGCAACCAAAUAGUUGUUCCAUCCUCUUAAUCCAGAGAGGAUACUGAGAAGUCAGGUAUAUGCAUGUAUUUAUUUCUCUGGGGUCAAAUCUGAAUGACUUUCUCUUUAUUUAAUGAAAGGAGAGAGUCCUGGUUGGCUUGGGGAAUUGGUAAUUAGAUAAGCUUCCUUUCCUAGUUAGUAACUCAAAUGUAGGAGUGAUAAUGAACUUAUGACCAUAUCUGUGUGGUCUAAAUAUCUAGAUGGAAAGCAAAAAUAUCUAGAAGAGGUUUAGGGCCAACUAGACCACAAACCUGCAUUGUGGCUCGAUUUUUUAUUUUCAACCUAUAUGUCGUGUGGAGAUACAAUUUAUAUCUGCAUAGCUAAAGUGAAAAUAUGACCAUUAUCUGUUUAGUUUGAUAAGUAGUUUUUGAAAAACAUGGAUAAAUUAGCUUUAAAAACCUUUGACAUCUGACUUUUCCACCACUUAUAUUUAUAUCAGUUGAAUUAAUUAGAUAAUAGUUAAAAUUCCAUUGUUUUCCAUUGUGCAGACAUAUGCUUUAAAUGCUUUUCUGUGGGUGAGAGUUGAGCAUUUGCUAGCUGAUAUUAUGUGAAAGUUAUAGGUUAAAUUAGAACCAGAAACUUUAAUCUAAUCUGGUCAGUCUCCUCAGGUCCAUUCCCAUGUGAAUCUGGACUUUGAAUCUGAGUCUGAAGUCACUUAUCUGAGCCAUCUUUUUUUGGAUUUUUAGUGAUUGUGGCUCAUAGAUGUUUUAGUCCACAUUAGAAUGAAUUGACCUAUCUAUAGAGGGGUAUUUAACCAUUGGAUUGAACAUAAAUCUGAUUAUGAUUUGGUUUUUGAUUUAUUUGAUAACAUUUGAGAAAUAGCUUUGAUGGCUUGACAUCAAUACUUAUUAAUGUCACCAACCUAAUAAUACAAUUGGUGCCGUGUAGGAAUGCUUAGCUAAGAAUAGGAAUUUAAUUAACUUUAAUUGAGGACAGUGUCUUGUCAAGGUGGUCCUACCAGUUUGAGGCAGGGACACUUGUGAUUUCACCGGGUUGUUUCUAUGGAGAGAUUAACGACAAAAACAAUGAUGACAACAAGAACAACAGAAAAACUGAUCUUGGAUCUCGAGUAUAUCCAACAGACAGAAUAAAGUAGAUAUUAGAAUUCAUGGAAAAUUCGUUUGCUUUUCUAUCAAUAAAAGAGUUUUCUUG